CAUUUCAUUCUUGACAGUGGAAUUGACACUCGAUUUAAUAUGUCAUUGAUGGCACCUUAUUUAUUUUUCAUCCGAAUUUUUCGCUAAAUAGUAUUUUAUCACAAAAUCACAAUGUCAAAAAAUGACAAAAUGUCCUCCCAAACACUGUAAGCCUACAACCAGUUUCUUUUACAAAGUAUUGAAUUCCAUCAAGAUAUUGCAAAGCAAAGAAGAAUAUUGUAAUGGAGUCAGUCUAGAUGAAAUAGAGAAAUUCAUGGAGAAAACUUACUGCCUCACAGGAGAUAUCCGUAGCCAGUUGGAAAAUUCUAUAAGUGUGGCAGAUCAAUCACGGUUAGUAACAAAAAAGAAAAAAUAUUAUUCUCUAGUGAGUCCAGCUGCGAAUUUGCACCUCAUUCCUGAACCAUGUGUGAAAGCUAAAUUAGAAGAAAUUCAACGAUCAUUCAAUUCAGUUCAGUGCGUAGCCAAAAAUGUCUUGAGGAAAUCACGCCGAAUUCAAUUCUCACAAAAUAAAUGUUCAAGCUGCUGUGAAUAUUCUUCGAGGAGAGCAAAUAAAAGAAAACACGAUUCUGAACCCAAGAAUACAAGAAAAUCUCGAUCAAGGUCGAGGAGUUCGACAAGAAAAAAGGAAUCAAGAUCCCGAACUCCAUGUAGAUCUAGAUCCAGAAGUCCAAGUAGAUCAGUAUCUCCCAAAAGUAGGUCAAGAUCUAAAAGCCCGACAGGCAGUAAAGGUGACUCGAACUCAAACAAAAGGAAAAAGGAGAACUGUGAAUGUAUUUCUAAUUCAGACCGAUCCACUAGCCCGUUUAGAAUGCCAAGUAAAUCGUGUCUGAAAACUUCGAGUGAUAAAAGUUUGAACGGAGUGAAAAAAGAAGUUGUUUUCAAAGGAGAAGGCAACUCAAAGAGCCCAUGUGAAACUGAUUCAUCUGACAACUGACCUGAGCUAAAUUAUGUAUAUUUGUUAAUGUUCCAUCAUAAAUAUCAAUUGUGUGAUUAUAACGAGACUAGAUCCAUU
Messenger RNA from Leptinotarsa decemlineata (Colorado potato beetle), 1012 nucleotides. Its product is annotated as serine/arginine-rich splicing factor 4-like. NCBI's taxonomy places the organism in Eukaryota, Metazoa, Arthropoda, Insecta, Coleoptera, Chrysomelidae. The record is from RefSeq and is a predicted model, not a curated record.